This is a messenger RNA of Quercus robur (English oak), 2090 nucleotides long. RefSeq names its product beta-amylase 1, chloroplastic. Gene Ontology annotation, biological process: polysaccharide catabolic process. Gene Ontology annotation, molecular function: beta-amylase activity. The record is from RefSeq and is a predicted model, not a curated record. Bases 108 to 1850 code for a protein of 580 amino acids. The transcript is spliced from 4 exons. NCBI's taxonomy places the organism in Eukaryota, Viridiplantae, Streptophyta, Magnoliopsida, Fagales, Fagaceae.
UCAAAGUCUCACAACUCCAACAGAAAAAACAGAAUCAAAUACUUUCCAUUUCAAAGUACCCAAAAAAAAAAAAAAAACACUUUUUAUCACACUUUCUCAGAUACUACAUGGCGUUGAGCAUGACGCACCAGAUCGGAGCUCUCGCCGGAACUCCGGUUCCGCUGGAAACAGGUAAUACGAACUCAACCGAGACAACUGCGACGGUGUGCGCAGCGUCGGCGUGGAAAUCUCCGGCGUCGAGUCUCCGAUGCAAGGUCCAAAAAACGGACGCCGUGGAUUUCUCUCCAUCGCCGCCGAUGAGCCCGUGCAGAUCGCCAGUGCUCGGAUCGACGCGAGGCGAUCUCUCCGUGGCGUGCAGAGCCUUCGCGACGGAAGUAGAAGCGCUUCCGGCGAGGGGCGUAGAGUACAGUAGGGGGAGUGCGCAGGAUAAGAAGGGAGAGGGGGUGCCGGUUUACGUGAUGAUGCCGUUGGACAGCGUGACGAUGAACAACACGGUGAAUAGGAGGAAAGCGAUGAACGCGAGUUUGCAGGCGCUGAAGAGUGCCGGGGUGGAGGGGAUCAUGAUGGACGUGUGGUGGGGAUUGGUGGAGAGAGAGGCGGCUGGAUCGUACAAUUGGGGUGGGUAUGCUGAGUUGCUUGAGAUGGCUAAGAAGCACGGACUCAAAGUCCAGGCCGUCAUGUCCUUUCAUCAAUGUGGCGGAAACGUCGGGGACUCUGUCACUAUUCCUUUGCCGAAGUGGGUUGGGGAAGAGAUUAACAAAGACCCCGACCUUGCAUACACUGAUCAAUGGGGGAGGAGGAAUUGUGAAUAUCUAUCACUUGGGUGUGAUACCAUUCCAGUUCUCAAGGGACGGACACCUGUGCAGUGUUAUGCUGACUUCAUGCGUGCCUUCAGAGAUAACUUCAAACACUUGCUUGGUGACACCAUCGUGGAAAUUCAAGUGGGAAUGGGUCCAGCUGGUGAGCUUCGAUACCCUUCAUAUCCAGAGCAGAAUGGGAUAUGGAGGUUCCCAGGAAUCGGUGCCUUCCAGUGUUAUGACAAGUAUAUGCUGAGUAGCUUAAAAGCUGCUGCCGAAGUUGCUGGUAAGUCGAAAUGGGGCAGCACAGGCCCUACUGAUGCUGGCGAAUACAACAAGUGGCCAGAAGAUACCCCAUUUUUCAGAAAAGAAGGUGGAGGUUGGAAUAGUUCUUAUGGUGAAUUCUUCCUAGGCUGGUACUCCCAGAUGCUCCUAGACCAUGGCGACAGAAUACUUAUGUCAGCCAAGUCAAUCUUUGAGAAUUCGGGUGUUAAGAUUUCGGUCAAGAUUGCAGGCAUCCAUUGGCACUAUGGGACUCGUUCUCAUGCCCCUGAACUCACAGCCGGGUAUUAUAACACUCGAUUCCGAGAUGGUUACCUUCCUAUUGCCCAGAUGUUGGCACGCCAUGGAGCUAUAUUCAAUUUCACUUGCAUUGAGAUGAGAGAUCAUGAGCAACCACAGGAUGCCCUUUGUGCACCUGAGAAGCUUGUCAAGCAAGUGGCUUUAGCUACUCAGAAAGCAAAAGUCCCACUUGCUGGGGAAAAUGCAUUGCCUCGUUAUGAUGGUUGUGCGCAUGAGCAGAUCUUACAAACAUCAUCGUUGAAUUUCGAUGGGAAUUCAGGUGGAAGUGAGAUGUGUGCAUUCACUUACUUGAGGAUGAACCCACAAUUAUUCCAGGCAGAUAACUGGAGCCGGUUUGUAGGUUUUGUGAAGAAAAUGAAGGAAGGUAAGGGUGCUAACAAGUGUCGGGAACAGGUUGAGCGGGAAGCUGAGCAUUUUGUGCAUAUUACCGAGCCUUCGAUGCACGAAGCUGCUGUUGCUCUUAUGCGCUAAAAAUUUAGGUUUCACCCAUGGUUUCAGACUUUGGGGACUAGGGCAGAAGAAGUCAUACAGUGUAAAAUAAUGUCUCUACCCUGUUCGUUUUCUAUAGCUCUUUAUUUUUAUAUGCUAUGGAAAUGUAUAAUCUUGUGUCGUACGAUGGGGGAUUCUAGUGUUGGUUGUUUCAAUACCCAAAAGCUUCUUCAUUCCUCUUGACAGGAUAAUACAUGAUUACAUUUACAUAUAUUUCUCCAA